CCCAUAGUAAUACAUUCUUUGCUGUAGAGAAAAUAAGAUUACAAGUCAAGUAUACUCUUCAGGAAGAGCUUGUAUGAUAGUUUCAGUCCUGCAGUUGCAGCUUGCUUUAGGUCACAAUGCCUAUUUAUAUUGUUCCUAAGAGAAGCCAUAUUAGUGCACUUGGUGGUUCUUCACAAAAGCAUCCUCCAGAAAAUGUCAUUGCUAGAAACAGGUUUGCACAGACAUCUACAUCACACACACUGGAGAACGAGGGAAGCAAUCCUCAGUCACAGUCCCUGAGUAAGACCAAAGAAAUAAAUACAACCUAUGUGCUUUCAGCCUGUAACAAACUGGCUGACACUUCAGAUGCUCCCAUGACUGAAGGCAAGCUGACACUCCAACGAAGAACUGUGACAAGCAAAGAACAAUCUGAUACAAAUACAACACACAGCAGUGAAAAUACACAAAGGGAAAAAAGAUUGACACUGCAGCGCCGAACAAGGCCUGCAUCAACUGAGACGCACAAAACAAAUAUUCAUGAAGCCAGAGCAGAAAAAGGAGACCCUCUUCCCCAGAAGAGUGGCAAAACAUUGUUUCCACCAAAAAUUAGCAGCAGUGACCCUCCAUUUGUUAAGACUGGCCUUUUGUCACUUCAAGGCCUCACAGAUGGAAAGAGAAAUCCUGAUAUGAAAAGUAACGUACCUUUUAAUUAUAAUGGUCCAAGUGCUACUGGUAGCUACACACCUUUACGAUACAAGACAGUUGUUGGUGAUUCUCAGAGUAAAAACAAAGUUCCUAGACCAUCACUCUUAACAGUAGGAAAACUUGAUGAAAGGACGUCUAUAUUAAAACUAGCUGAAAAGCGUAAUUCCAGUAAGGAAAAUGGAACUGAAAGUCUGCAAAAUAGCUCUAUUAAGAAUGAAAAUCUGGAAAAGCAGAAGACACCAAGGAAAGGUUCAACAGAAGGAAUGAAAUUCACCCCCAGAUGUGGAGCUGUUCAGCAUGCCAAGACUCCUGCUGCCCCAACCACAAAGAAUAAGAUUCUGUGUCCUCAAACAAUAUCAGCCAAGAAAUCUGGUACUAAUGAAUUUACUCUAAAUAGAAGGUUGCAAGAAAAUACCACAUAUACUCAACAAACUGCUUCGCAGACAGACGAUACUCUAAUGCAGAACAUAUGUGGUAAAGAAGACCCUUUCAAAAUAGAAAACAGCAAAGUGACUGUAGCUGUGAGAAUACGACCCUUUAGUGUCAGAGAUAAGAAUGAAGAAACAUUACAAGUGGUUUCCAUGACAGGGCAAGAGACUGUUGUGCACCAUCCAAAUACAAAACAAAUCUACAGUUUCACUUUUGACUUUUCAUUCUGGUCUUUUGAUAAAUGUCAUAAUUUUGCAAGCCAAGAGAUGGUGUAUAAAUCCCUGGCAGUACCUCUCCUAGAAAGAGCCUUUGAAGGAUACAACACCUGCCUUUUUGCAUAUGGACAGACUGGUUCUGGAAAGUCAUAUACUAUGAUGGGAUUUGAUGAUGACGAAAGAGGAAUAAUACCAAGAUUCUGUGAAGAUCUCUUUACUCAAAUAGCAGAAAAAGAAACGCAACAGACUGAUUUUCAUCUUGAGAUGAGCUAUUUUGAAGUCUACAAUGAAAAAAUUCAUGACUUGCUAGUCUACAAAGUUGAAAAUGGACAGAAGAAACAGCCUCUUCGUGUGAGAGAACAUCCUAUCUUUGGACCCUAUGUGGAAGACCUGACUGUGAAUGUUGUUAGCUCUUACUUGGAUAUUCAGAAUUGGCUCCAGUUAGGAAAUAAACACAGAGCUACUGCUGCCACAGGAAUGAAUGACAAGAGUUCUCGAUCUCAUUCUGUUUUCACCCUGGUGAUGACACAAACAAAGACAGAUAUUGUGGAAAAGGAGGAACGUGAACAUAGAAUUAUCAGUCGUGUGAACCUGGUAGACCUUGCAGGCAGUGAGCGCUGUUCUACAGCUCAAACCAGUGGAGAAAGACUGAAGGAAGGUGUGAGUAUAAAUAAAUCCCUGUUAACUCUGGGGAAAGUUAUUUCUGCACUGUCUGAGCAAAAUCAGAGCAGGAGGAAGGUGUUCAUUCCAUACCGUGAAUCUGUUCUUACGUGGCUGUUAAAGGAAAGUCUUGGUGGAAACUCGAAAACUGCUAUGAUCGCCACAAUUAGCCCUGCCGCAAGCAAUAUAGAAGAAACACUGAGUACCCUUCGAUAUGCUAAACAAGCUUGUUUCAUAAUCAACAUUGCCAAAGUCAACGAAGACAUAAAUGCAAAACUAAUCCGAGAAUUGAAAGCUGAAAUUGAGAAACUGAAAUUGGCUCAGAAAAAUGCUCAGAAUGUUGACCCUGAAAAACAAAGACUUUAUAUGCAAGAAAUAACAUCUUUAAGAGUGAAACUAUACCAGCAAGAGAGGGAGAUGGCAGAGAUGCAAAGGGCCUGGAAAGAAAAACUUGAACAAGCAGAAAAAAAGAAAUUUGAGGAAACAAUGGAGUUACAGAAAGCUGGCAUUACAUUCAAGGUUGACAAUAGUUUGCCUAAUUUAGUCAAUCUCAAUGAAGAUCCCCAGCUCUCUGAGAUGUUGCUAUACAUGAUCAAGGAAGGACAAACAACAGUUGGGAAAUGCAAGCCAAAUUCACGCCAUGAUAUUCAACUGUCUGGUGUCCUGAUUGCCGACGACCAUUGUAUUAUCAAACACAUGGAUGGUGUUGUGAGUAUUAUUCCACUGGGAGGAGCGAAUACCUACGUUAAUGGAAAAUGCAUUUCAAGCCCUACAUUUCUCCAUCAUGGUGACCGUGUCAUUCUUGGAGGAGACCACUAUUUUCGGUUUAAUCAUCCAGUAGAAGUUCAGAAAGUCAAAAGUCUUUCUUGUGGCACUUCCCUUCCUGAGGAUGGUCCAAGUGGCUUUGAAUUUGCGAAGAAUGAAUUGCUGGCUUCACAAAGGGCUCAACUUGAAACAGAAAUAGAAGAAGCACGUCUGAAAGCUAAGGAAGAAAUGAUGCAAAGUAUCCAAAUCGCAAAAGAAAUGGCCCAAGAAGAACUUAGUUCUCAGCAGAAAGUUUAUGAGAGCCAGAUAAAAUCAUUAGAAGCACAGCUGGAAGAAGAAUCCCGGAGGAAACAACUGCAGGAAAUGAAUAAUAAAAUAGCUGUAAACAAAAUUCAAGAGCUGGAGCAAGCAAAACGGGGCCUUGAGCUAGAGGUACACGUAAACAAGAAGCGCUUGGAAAUGGAGACAUUGGCUGCUAGGGAGGUUUUAGAAGAUCAUGUCAUUCGUCGUGCCAAGAUUCUAGAAGCUCUAGAAGCUGAGAAGCAGAAAAUUGCUCAGGAAGUGGCAAUGCUUCAGCAGACUCAUGGAAACAGAAAUAAAGCAGAACCAAACUGGAAUUCUUUGAAGCUGUCCAUGAUGAUCAAGGAGGCCAACACUAUUAGCAGUAAAUUAGAGAAACACACAGUUUUUUGUAGGCAUGACGCAAUGGAUAAUAAAAAUGGUUCUGGCCAUUCCCUUCAAGUUCAAGUCCGUAACAUCAGGCUUGGUGUUGCAACAUUCUGGAGUUUGGAAAAAUUUGAAGAUAAAUUGGCUGCAAUGAAAGAAGUCUAUGAGAUGAACAAUACUAACAAAGCUGAUGAGAUUUUUUAUGAUCCCACUGAUGAAUGGGAACCUGAUUUUUCAAAUGCAUCCAUCUCUUCUGUUUCUUCAAGGAGAAGUUUGAGGAGGAGCAAAAGAAUUUCUGGAUGUUUGUCUGAGGUAAAGAUGAGACUGCACAAUUCAUACCUAUCAGACUCAGCAAAUAAAUUGGGCAGCCUGGGCUCAGACCUACCUGAAUCAUCUCUACCUGGCAUAUGUAAGGAACUGAUAGAUUCAGCUUUGGAUGUCUUGGGACAGACAAAUGAAGAAGAGGAAGAGAGCAUAGCACAAAGCCUUUUAGCAAAAUUGUUUAUGGUUUAUGUUGGAGUCUCUGCUUUGAUAAAGGCUUAUGAGGAAGCUGAACAAAGUCAAGAGAACUUUUUCACUGUUAACCAUACUGCUCAGUGCUGCAGCAUCAAAAUUAGUUCAGCUUUCGAACAGCUUGUUGUUCUAACCAAGCACUGGCUGAACAGUUUUCAAAAAAAUGAAGAAUUUGUAAUGAUUCAUGAUGAACUAAGGGACAGUGUAAAACACCUGGGAACAUAUCUGCAAUUGCUCUUGCGGGGCGGUUGCUCAGAUUUGUCUUCAGUAGUAGUAGAAGCACAAAAGAAAAUAAUGCAGAUGUUGAAACAAAUGGCAAAAUACACAGGACACUUGGUGGUACUUACUGGCUCAGACCUACAUCUUUCUGCAGAAAAUAAAAGUGAUGCAAGCAACCCAAAGAAGCAGUUCAUAGCAGACAUCUGUGAUGGAAUGGUCUCUGGACUAGAACACCUUUUAAACUGCAUACAGAAAAAAUCUAGGGCAAUGUGGAAUGAACUCUUAAAAUGGUAUCCACAAAAUGAGGUUCAGAAUCAAAUAAAGACUAAAGCUAUGGAUUUCGCUAAAAUCCUUGAAAAUAUAAUAGCUGGUUGUAAAAAGAAAGUAGCAGCAAAUAUAUCAGGGACUGAAGACGGUGUUGAUCAGGAGUUAAAGCAAGCAACUAGCAAAGCUGUUGCAUUCUUGGAAUUACACCAUUGCCUAGAUCAAGUCUGUCGGAUGGUUACUUCUUCAUUACAAGGCUCAUAUAGAAACAGAAGUCCACUUAGGUAUUUCAUAGAAAAGAUUUGCAUCUUAACUGGGAAUUUUAACACUCUCUGCAACCCAUCUGUAUUAUCCACUGAUACAGCAGACAAAACCCCAGAGCCUUCUGUGAACCAUAGAGAAUUGGACUCUGUAGCAAAGUCACUCAUUAUAAGUUUUGAACUUGAACAGGGGCAGAAUUCAUCAAAAGUUCAGGACAGUUGUAUGCAAAAUUCUUCUUCUGAAGGAAAACAACUUGAAGAGGAUGAAGCUCUAAACAUCUGGGAGCAGAAAGGAGCUCCGAAAUGGGAACACCUACUUUGGUCUCUGCCUGAAAGCUUAGGGGAAGCUUCACCUAGUGGAAUCCAUUGGGUAUAAAUUAUUGCUUAACUUAUGGAAUGCAGGAAAUAAACAUUGUAACUGUUA
This is a messenger RNA of Lacerta agilis (Sand lizard), 5099 nucleotides long. It is a transcript of the gene KIF14, whose product is annotated as kinesin family member 14. Lineage: Eukaryota; Metazoa; Chordata; Lepidosauria; Squamata; Lacertidae. The record is from RefSeq and is a predicted model, not a curated record. The transcript has 29 exons. Gene Ontology annotation, molecular function: microtubule binding; microtubule motor activity; ATP binding. Gene Ontology annotation, biological process: mitotic spindle organization; microtubule-based movement. Bases 117 to 5051 code for a protein of 1644 amino acids.